This is a messenger RNA of Fusarium odoratissimum NRRL 54006, 2105 nucleotides long. RefSeq lists its product as uncharacterized. Gene Ontology annotation, biological process: carbohydrate metabolic process. Bases 562 to 1773 code for a protein of 403 amino acids. The record is from RefSeq and is a predicted model, not a curated record. The transcript is spliced from 2 exons. NCBI's taxonomy places the organism in Eukaryota, Fungi, Ascomycota, Sordariomycetes, Hypocreales, Nectriaceae.
CAUCACGACUUUCAUCGGCGCGUCGCAUCUUCACCUUCAACCUCUUCCUCGCCCAAUCACUGAUGGUUACUGCUCCGAGUCCACAUACUCCACUGAGUCUUGGCUGGGACAGCAACAAUUCAGCAUUAUGCUAACCGUAGCGUUGGCGUCCUCAUCCUGUACGGUACCCGUACCUGUACCCCUGGAGGGCUUUUCUCUCGCUAUGCCAUGUCGUAAGUGGUGCUGGUCGCGGCCAUGGCCCACGUUGAAGGAAACAUUCAUUCAUCAAUGGACGUCAAUGCAAUGCAAGUCAUGGGGGAGUUUGGUGUGGGUUUAGACAAAGAGGCAUCCACUUGAGGGCAAAAAGUUUGAUCUUCUUGUUUGUAUGUAGCUAUAUAGAUAUAGAUCUCCUGGUCCCUUCUCAUAUCUUAUACCCGAGCUGUUGCUUCUGUUCAUUUCAUGCCUCUUCUCUGAUUCAUUCAAACUCUGAGAGUUAUUAAAAGUUCUAUUCAUUUCUGAUAUUGCUUUCUCUUUCCUCAAUGCUAUCAAAACCCUUGUUUCCUUAACUUUCAUUCUUUCAACAUGCAUAUCCCCUGGGCGGAUCUAUUUACCGGGACGACUUUCGUUACUUCAGUCAAACCUUCAACUCAAGCUCGAGGCGUCACCACAUAUACUGAAAAGGCAAUUACUGCUAUCCAAGUUUUGAAUGAAGAAUUCUACAAUUCUGCCACCGGUGUGUGGGAUAAUGCUUGGUGGUCGAGUGCAAAUAUCAUAACCACCCUCGCUGAUUUCUCAACUCUACGUCUCGAAGAAGCCAACAAGUUAAAUAUUGGAGGAGUUCUCGCCACAACCUACGAAAACGCCCAAAAGACAACGGUCCAUACCAUGAAGACAAUGACAAACGGCCUCGUUGCUUCUUCCUACUGUAUAGACUCAAGCUCAGGUUGUAUGAUGAAGCGGGGUUUCUUGGGAAAACGUGGUUUCGACGACUUCCUCAACGAGUUCUACGACGACGAAGGCUGGUGGGCUCUGGCAUGGAUCAGAGCAUCGGAUGCAACUGGCAACGACCAGUAUCUCGAGGCUGCUAUCGACAUCUUCAACGAUAUGCAGACCGGCACAAACACACCUUGCGGCGGCGGUAUAAGGUGGAAGAAGGAGGGAGAGGAUGGCUCAGGCUACGUCAAUGCGAUUGCAAACGAACUAUAUCUCGCAACUGCUGCUUCGUUAGCACGACGUGUCUCAAAGAACAGCACAUACCUCGACAUAGCCAAGAAGCAGUGGAACUGGUUCUCCGACAGUGGCAUGAUAAACGAGAAGGGACUUAUUAACGAUGGGUUGAACGGCAAAUGCAAGAAUAACGGUCUUCAGACUUGGAGUUACAACCAAGGAGUCAUUCUGGGCGCUCUCGUCGAACUUUCGCUUGCCACAGGAGACGACGCUUACACCGACAAAGCUCACAAGAUCGCCUAUGCUGCCAUUAAGGAACUUACCAACAAAGAUGGUAUCCUUAUCGAGAGUGACGGUUGUGAGACCAAGGAGGGUCACUGUGGCGCAGACGGACAGCAGUUCAAAGGCAUCUUUGUCAGAAACCUUCGAUACUUGCACACUGUUUCACCAAAGCCCUUGUACCGUCGCUUUAUCACGAAGAACGCCAUCUCCAUUUGGAAGAAGAGCCGCAGCAAAGACAACAAGCUAGGCGUUUCCUGGGCUGGGCCUUACAUUGAUGCCACUGGCCCCUCGCACAGCAGUGCUUUGGAUGCUAUAGUAGCAGCGAUCGCAGUUUCAAACUUAUGAUUUAGAGCGGGAAAAAGACUGGGCGUCAUGGAUGGGUAAAAGAACAAACUAGGGAUUGGAUUUAUUGGCGAACCUGGGUUAUUUCAUUGGGCAUAGAGGAACACGGCUUACGAGCAUCAGACAAGACAGGGUCUGUGACUCCUGGUUUAUCUUAUUUGUUAAUGGUUGAUACCCCCUUAGAGGAUUUGGAGGACAGACAGGUAGCUGGAGCUAUGUAAAGAGAAGAUAUGGAGGCUUGAGGCGCUCAUAGACGGACAGACAUUCUUGAUAACUGUGUAAACAUAAUCAGUUUGGACAGUAUGACGAUACACUAAAAGUGAAAACAUCUAUUG